Chironomus riparius is the source of this 6515-nucleotide messenger RNA. NCBI's taxonomy places the organism in Eukaryota, Metazoa, Arthropoda, Insecta, Diptera, Chironomidae. The record is from the annotation of a GenBank genome assembly.
GUUAAAAAUAGCAUACCUUUAUUUCAUAGCACAUCAUUUUCAUUAUUAAAAGUGAUUUGAACGAUAUCUGUGGUUUAUGGGAUAUGUAGGUAAUUAAGUAGAUGUGUAAUAAUGAAGGAUAAGAGUGUAUGAAAAAAUGUGACUUGAGAGUGACGAAGAAAAAGGAAUAAAAUAGAAGAAAUUUUAGUGCUAAUUAAGGAAAAAAAUAAUAAAAAAAUUAAUAAUAGAAGUUAAGAAAAAUGCAGUGGGAAGAUAGUAAGGAAAAAAUGUCAGAUAGUCCAUUAGAGAAUCUAAGGAAUUCAAAAGCAUUAAAGCAAAAAGGAAAACGAGCAAUUGCAAGUACAAUUCAUCAAGAACUUUCCGCAAAUGGCUACUCAGAAACUUUAAAUGUUAUGCUUGAUGAUCUACUAAGACCCGAUAAAGAUUUCAAUGAUUCCGAUAUCAUCGAAUGGUGCAAAUGGAUUAUUGCAAGUGGAAAAUCACCCAACGAUUUCUCAAGUCAAGUUCGUAGUUAUGAUAAUCAUGCAAAAUGCGGCUUAGUUUGGGUACCACACGUCGUAGCCUAUCGAUGUCGUACAUGUGGAACGUCGCCUUGUAUGUCAAUAUGUAGGGAUUGUUUUAAGCGAGGAAAUCAUAAGAAUCAUGACUUUAAUAUGUUUCUGUCACAAGCUGGUGGAGCUUGUGAUUGCGGUGAUACAUCAGUCAUGAAAGCUGAAGGAUUUUGUAGUGAUCAUGGAAUAGAUAAUCGAACUAAUAAAGGUCCAGUGCCACCUGAUUUAAUGUGUGUCGCUCAAGCAACAAUGCCAAGACUACUUUUGAGAUUAUUACUUUACUUUCGUGAUCAUCACAGCAUAAGAGGACAUUCUUAUAAUUAUGAGCGAACAGCAAAGGAUUGUGAUGAUUAUUGUAGCAUGUUGAUGUACUUCAAUAAUAUGGGGGAAUUAAUGAGACGGAUUAUGACGCGAACAUUAAUCGAUCCUGAGAUGUAUAAGAAAUUAGUUCAUCCACCAUUCUCUAAAAAUGUCUAUGGUGCAUACAUGACGAGAAGUAAUCAAAAGUAUGAGGAAGCAGUUAGACUAUUUCCAUGUCCAGAGCCACCUGCUGAGUAUGAAAAAUUACCAGCUUUGGGGAAGCAACUCGUCCAUAAGACACUCCUCGAAGAAUUCAUCUUUUGGACAUUUAAAUAUGAAUUUCCUCAAAAUGUUGUAUGCUUUCUACUUAAUAUGCUUCCUGAUCAAGACUAUAAAGAGCAUUUGACACGAACAUUUGUGAUGCAUUACAGCCGAAUUCCGAGUGUUUUAGAAAUGUCUGAAGAUCCAGACACAAUGAGUAAUCGCGUUGUUCAUGUUAGUGUGCAAUUGUUCUCUAAUGAAGCGCUUGCUUUGAAGAUGGUUGAAGAAUUAAAUUUGCUCCAUGUCAUGAUCAUUAGUCUUAAAUCUAUGGUAUCAAAAAUCUUAAUACCUAAUACUUUGCACGAUCCCGACAAGAACUUUCAUUACGUCGUCGAUUGUGCCAAGAAAGUAAUGCGAGAGCAUUGCUAUUGGCCAUUAGUUUCUGAUUUUAAUAAUGUUCUGUCGCACGAACGAGUUGCUCAAGUAUUCCUUAAAGACGAUAAUCUUAUUGAUAUGUGGUUCCAAUUCCUGUCUAUGCUCCAAGGAAUGAACGUGAACAUUCGCGAAACAACGAGUCAUGUCGAGUUUGAGCCAAGCUCAUAUUAUGCCGCUUUUAGCUGUGAAUUAGAAGCUAGCGCAUAUCCAAUGUGGUCAAUAAUAUCGCAUUUGAAAGACAAGAGCUAUGCAGAGUUAUCGAAAAAGAUAAUGAACUAUUUGGUUAACUAUUUGCAAGAGUGGCUUGAUGCUGUUAACUUUAGCACGCCACGAAUUGAAAAAGACGAAAUGCUGCACGCCUCGUUUCAUUUUCCAUUACAUCGUUAUCUGGCUGCUUUCUUAUAUCAAGCUGUUAAGACAAUGAAUAUUUCAUUAAAUGACAUUCUACCAGAACCAGAGACGAUAAAAUUACUUAUGAUGCAUCCAUUGCGUGUUCAGAGCUUAUUUUACGAGGUCUUAUCAGGAAUAUGGGUCCGAAAUGGAUUGCAAAUUAAAGGACAAGCAAUGACUUAUAUUCAGGCAAACUUCUGCAACUCAAUGGUCGAUAUGGAUUUGUUCUUCCUUCAAAUCUGUGCAACUCAAUUGCCAGCAAGUUUCUACUUGACAUCGUGCAUCGAUAGCUUUGGUGUCAACGAAUGGUUCUUCCAAAAUCUUACAUCAACUCAAGAAAUGGAGCAUGACUCGAUGAUGGAAGGAAUGUUGACAUUCUUAGCGACACUUAUAACAUCUCGAACGAAUUUAGGAAAUGAUGAAGAUAUGAAGUGUAUUGUUGAAAUAAGUGCUCUAUUGACGACUAGUGAUAAAACUCAUAGUCAACUAUUAGAAUUAAUGCCUGAACGCUCAGGAAAUCCAUAUGCAAAGAAUUUUGAAAAGUACUUAAAGCUUCUAUCAAGCUAUCGUCCACCGCCAGUUGGAUCUGAGAAUUUAGAACAAGGGCUUUUUAUUCCCUUGCCAAUUGUCUGGAAUAUUUAUUAUGAUCCAUUGCAUGUGCUGUUGAGAGCUGUCCAUAGACGUGACUUUCAAAAUUCAUUGGAUCGAUUUAGUGCAUACGUAACGCAACAAAAUAAAAUGCCAAAAAGUGGAAACUUAUGGCCACCAUUUCGACUUCCAAAUGCUGUUGGUGCUGGAUAUACAGAUCCAUCGUGCGUCUUAAAUACUAAAGUGUUUCACUCAAUUAUCUUAGGAAUAUUAUAUCGAGCUGUGAAUGUACGUAAUGUUAGUGAACAUUUAAUGGCAUUAGCAAUAUUUUUAUUAGAACUUGCUGUAACGAAAACUAAUAAGGAUACAGAAAAGUCGACAUUAGAAUGUAAUCCGAGAGCAUCAUCAACAUCGUCAACGUUUAACAAUAGUAAUAUGGAUCAGCAGCAUAAGGACAUACCUGACUUAUUUAAUUGUUAUCCAGGCAAUAAUUUAUAUGAGAAUUUAGCAUUACAUGUUACAACAUUAACAUUAGGAACGAAUGAGACACAAAACUCGCCAGCAAAUUAUCAAACUCAAUUUGAUAGUGAUAUUGAAUGGGAACUAUCGGAAAGUGAUGCGAUGCCAAUGCUAAUUGGAAGUGUUGAUCAUGAUUAUGCCUAUAAUGGUGGAUUAGAUGUAGCAGUUCCACAAGAUUUAUCAAUUGUACGUGAAAAUAGUGAAGAUUUAUCAUCGCCACCAGUUAGAACGAAUCAAUUGUUACCAAUUAUGAGUUCAGAAUCGUCAGUAGCUGUUGUAGAGUAUAGUAAUAAUGCAGAACCACAAGAAGAGCAGAGACAACUUGCAAUAAACUCAACACCUGCUAUUAGUGCUGGAAGCAAUAAUAUGGAAUUAGUUGUAAGACGUGAAACGUCUCAAAGUGAAGUAAUUAGUGAUGGUCUUAGACCAAAUAGAUCACCUCAGGAAUUAUUUUACAGUAGCGGAACGACAAACAAUAUUUCUGGAGUAAUUUUGCCAUUUAAUCGUGUUCAACCCGUUGCUGUGCCCAAUCAAGUUCAGAGUAUGGAUGUCGUUCCAUCAGUGUCAACAAGCACGACUUUCCGUAGACGUAUGAGAAAUCUUGAGUCUCAGGAUUCGACAGAUGCAAUAAAGAUUGAUGAUAGCAUUUUAUCACUAUUAUUAAAGCUACAUUCACAAUUGAGUGGAACGCUUGAUAGUUUCUCAUUAGAAGAUGAUGACGAUGUGAUAAUUAGUGAUAAUGCAGCAGCAGCAGCAGAAUCAAAUAGUAGUUCUAGUCACCAAUAUCCAAAUUCAAUUGAACCGAGAAUCGGUGAUGGACCUUUUUUCAUUGGGAAUUUAUUGAGAAAAAUUGCACGUGUCGAUGAGAAAUGUGCACAAAAUAUCAAUGAAAUACGUCAACGAUUGUGGCCAAAUCAGCGAGAACGACAAGCUGAGCAGAAAGCUCGAGAGGCUAAGGAAAAGGAGGAACGUACGAAGAGAGCACGCGAAAGACAACAAAAAGUCAUGGAGGAAUUUGCAAAUAAACAAAAGCAAUUUAUGGCAACGGCAGCAAAUUUAAUGGAAGGAAUUGAUGAUGAUGAAAAUGAUGUAGAGGAAGCGCGUGAGAAGGAAUAUGAUUGCAUUAUUUGUAAUUGUACAGGUCCGUCGACAGAAUCAAAUCCAAUUUGUCUUGUUGUUCUCGUCGAGUCAAGUAGCAUUGUUGGACAUCGUAGAAAAUCUCCUAGUCGUUUCCCUCUACCGGUUUGUGAUGAAGAUAAGGAAAUUCCCGGACGUAAUGUUCGCUUAAGUAGCGAGUUUAGAAAACGUGCUGAAAUAUUAGGUCGUAAAUAUGGAACGCAAUGGUUCUUGACCCAUAAUAUAUGCUGGGAAGGUGGAGUUCAUGUUCAAUCUUGUGGACAUCAUGUUCAUCUUACAUGCCAUGAAUCGUAUCUUAAAUCUCUGGCUCCAACACGACCUCAAAACCUUAAUAUUGAACAUGGUGAAUUCUCUUGUCCACGUUGUCGACAACUCGCUAAUUCCGUAUUACCUCUCAGUCCACAACUUGAUCGUCCCACAUCGGUUAUUAGAAAUCCAGCACCAGAUUUUGAUCGUCUUUGUGUAGAAUUAAUGGAAUUAAUUAAAGACAGUCGUAGACCAAAUACAACGUCAAAAUUGGAAGAAGCAAUGGUAACAGCAAUGGAAAGUAUGACAAAUAGCACAAGGAAUAUUAAGAAAUAUCAUGCAGAAGCGCUUUAUCAAAAUCCACCGACAAAUGAAAGUUUAUUUGCUUUCGUGACAUCUGUAGCCCGAACAAAUCUCGAAUCGGAAGUGAUUCAGAGAGGAGGAUCAUUAUGUACUUACAACGAUAUACGUUAUCGUCCUAAACGUGAAUGUAUUGUUCCAUUAUUACAUGUUUUAUCAUUUCAUGUGAGAUUGAUGAUAAAUAGCAAGAAUUAUCCAUUUGGAAAUCAAGAAUGGUCUAUGGAUAGGACAUGGGCGUCAUUGUGUGGAAUUACCAAUGUUGAUUUCUCCGUGCCAGUGCCUUCAUAUUCGAGUGUUGAUAAAAUGCCAAGUCUCAUUACUGAUCCAUCUGCACAAUUAAUUAAAUAUCUAUUAUUAGCACCGCUGCAACUAGAUCAAGCAUACUUUACUAGCAUUGUCAAAGUAAUGUAUAACUUACUUUAUUAUCAAAUUGUCCUGCAAUUUUGUAUCCGUUUGACGGAAGAGGAAUGUGAAGAAGUGAUUAAAAAGUUCUCAGAAGCACCGAAAGUGGUUGAAAAUGGAGUUCCGAAUGUGGGUACAGCAAUGGCAUUGGUGUUAAAUAAUUUAGAUCGUUGUAAGAACUUCCGUCAAGAUCCAUACGAAAAUGAAUUUGAAUAUGACGAUGAUGAUAUAGAAAUGAAUGAAGCAGGAACUUCAAAAGUGAAUGCGACAGUUGAAAUGAAAGACUUGGACACAAAGCUUAAAGAGUUUGAAUUGGAAUUACAGUCACUUUGUCUACCGUAUUUACGUAAUGCAGCACUUUUGCGUCAUCAUAUUUAUCAUCAGGAAAUGCCUGAAAUUAAAGAACCGAGAUUGGAAUUUGCACGGCUUGUCUACUUCCUUGAACUUGUAACGAAAAGUAUGGAUUGGAAGAGAUUUAAUGCAUCAAAGGCUUUAUGCUUUGCUAAAAAUAUGGAACUAUUCUUACCUAUCCAUUGGUGCCAAGAACUAAAAGAAUCACGUCCACCGCAUGACACAACUCGAGAAUUAAUUGUGAAUCAGCAUUUAGAAUGGCAUCAGCCACAAUUAUUAGCAUUACCUCGUGAAUAUGAGAGACUGUUUACGUAUUAUUACGAACAAGCAUGUCUUAAAUGCUCAAAUAUACCAAAGGAGAGUUCGAUAUGCUUGAUUUGUGGUAAAAUUGUUUGUCUCAAACAAAUGUGCUGUAAGGAACAGGAUUGCUGUGAAGCUGUUAGGCAUGCAAUAACUUGCGGACGAGGAACUGGUGUUUUCUUGGUCGUUACAUCAACAUUUAUCAUCAUUGUUCGCGGCUCAAGAGCUUGCCUGUGGGGAUCUUUGUAUCUUGACGGAUAUGAUGAAGAGGAUCGAGACUUAAAACGCGGAAAGCCUUUAUACUUAUCCAAUGAUCGCUUCAAUUUGCUGGAAUCUCAAUGGUUGUCACAUCGCUUUGGUCAUAUAAACCGUUCCUGGGUUUUUCAUCGCGAUUCAUUGUAAACGAAUAGAAUAUUUUAAAAUAAUACGUUGUUUAUUAUUUUUUGAGAAUUUCUUAUGCGAAAAUUAAAUGUGAUAAAUUAUUAAACGGCUCAAUUAUGAAAAGAAAUUGAAAAAUUUGAAGAAAUUGAAAAAAAUUUGAUUGACAUUUUUUGGAUUAAUCUUUUAUUCCUAUUAUAAAAAUUAUUAUUAUUAUCAACUAUUAAUAAAUAAUCCAUAUUAUAUUACAUAGUUAUGUUUUCUUCAAUGAUAUUAGAUGCACAAUAAUCAUUGCAG